ACCGAAGACCUAACUGCCCGAGCGAGAAGCGGCGCCUGGGGCCGGGUGGCACGGUUGGGGCGCCCGCCUUGGGGCCCCCGAGCGGCUGCUGGGUCGGGAGCCACAGUCACGGGGGGAAGGGGGUGGGUGGGCUGAGGGCAACUAGGCGGCGAGCACAGCCCGCCGCCCCUUCCCCCCAGCCCCGUCGACCUUGUGGGCAGAAGCGUCCCCGGAGCCCGUUCCGCCGGCGCGAUGGCGGCUGCUACCGAGACGGAGGCCUCCCCGCCGACGGACGCCAGCUGGGAAAGUGGCGGCGGCGGGAACGACGAGCUGAAGCAGGCGCUUCCGGAGCUGGAAUCCUCCCCACAAGAUGGCGGCGGCGGCGGCGGCGGCCAGAGCAUCGCGGAGCCCGGCGGCGGCGCCGGGCCUCAGGAGACGGCAGCGUCCUCGGCCGCCCCGGGCCUCGUCCACGAGCAGCCUCAGGACCCCUGUGAGGCGGGCGCGGCCGCCCUGCCCAAAGGCCCCGAAGAGCCCGAAAGGCCCGUUAAGAGGAGUUUUCAGAUCCCCAGGAAGAGCAGAGAAAAGAAAGCACUUUUUCAGCCAUUAACUCCAGGCUCUCGAGAAUUUGAAGAUGUUUUAAAUAUUCUCCAUUCAUCUUACCUUGAACCAACCUCAGUAACAAAUUUUAACUACAAACGUGCUUGCUUGAUACAUAAUGAGCUUUUGGAAAAGGAGUUUACAGAAAAGCGAAGAGAACUGAAGUUUGAUGGUCGUUUAGAUAAAGAACUUUCAGAAUCUUAUGCAUUUCUGAUGGUUGAUCGAUACCAGGUUCAAAGCAUAUGUGAAAAAGGAUUACAGGUGGGCCAGUCCAAAAUAACAAUUCUUGGCAGUCCUUCCAUGGGUAUCUAUCUAUCUCGGUAUGCAGAUUUAUUACAAGCUAAUCCUUUGGAAGCUGGGGCAGUGGGCGAUGUUGUUCUUUUUAAAAUAAUGAAGGGUAAAGUAAAGAGUAUAUACGACUCCAUGGGUAUAAAAAGUUUGGAAUCUGUAUUGAAUAAAAGUGCUCUGGACCCAACCCCAAAGCAUGAAUGCCAUGUGUCGAAGAAUGCCAGUAGAGUCACAUCACUUUUGGCCUAUCGAGCCUAUGAGCUCACUCAGUAUUAUUUUUAUGAGUAUGGCUUUGAUGAGCUGAGGCGAAGACCAAGACAUGUGUGUCCAUAUGCAGUUGUGUCUUUUACUUAUAACGAUGAUACACAAAUUCCAAAGUUUGUACCUUCAUCGAGAUCUAACAGCUUCAAUUCAGAUAGAAACACAGAUAAAUUCAGCUACACCUUGUGGAAAGGACAGCUUUUAAAUAAAGGAAAGCUUUUGUGUUAUAUUUCUCUGAGGUCAGCCACUCGUGCUUUUUUGCCUAUCAAGCUUCCUGAGAAAUUAGAUGUUGAAACAGUUAUGAGUAUUGAUCAUCUGAAACAGAAAAUCCCUCCAGCACUCUUUUAUAAGGAAACAUACUUAGGUCCAAAUGAAGUUUUGAAGAAUGGAAUGUAUUGCAGCCUCUAUGAAGUUGUAGAGAAGACAAGAAUUGGAAGUAACAUGGAGAGUUUACUGCAAAAACUAGAGAAAGAAAAACUUGUUCUUGUUAAACCUUUGGGAGACCGAGGAUACCUUUUUCUUCUCUCUCCUUGUCAAAUGGUUUCUCCAUAUGAACAUCAAACUGCCAAGUCUCGAGUCCUACACGCCUUAUUUCUAUUUCAAGAGCCUAGAGGCAUAGUUUCUUCACAGAAAGUUUCAACUAGUGCAGCACCACAGGAGAGACAUGAGAGCAUGCCAGAUGUAUUAAAAAUAACUCAGUUUUUACAAUUUGCUUUGAUUCAGUGUCGAAAGGAAUUCAAAAGUAUAAAUACUGUAAAUUUCCAUUCUGGUGUUGAAAAGUAUGUAAGUGAAUUUUUUAAGCGAGGUUUUGGUUCAGGUAAACGAGAAUUCAUCAUGUUUCCAUAUGAUUCACGAUUAGAUGAUAAAAAAUUCUUAUACUCAGCUCCAAAAAAUAAAUCCCAUAUUGAUAACUGUUUGCAUACCUAUAUUUUUCGGCCUGAAAUGUAUCAGUUACCUAUUUGUAAAUUAAAAGAUCUAUUUGAAGAAAAUAGGAAACUUCAACAGUUGAGCCCACUUUCAGACUAUGAAGGCCAAGAAGAAGACAUGAAUGGUACAAAAAUGAAAUUUCGAAAACGAAAUAACUCAAGGGGUGAAAUUAUUAUACCUGCAAAGCAGAAGUCAUCUCACUCUUUGGAUUAUGAUAAGGACAGAGUUAAAGAAUUGAUUCACUUAAUUCAGUGUAGGAAAAAAAAUGUGGGUGGGGACUCCGACACGGAAGAUAUGAGAAGCAAAACUAUCUUGAAGAGGAAGCUUGAGGAUCUACCUGAAAAUAGGAGAAAGCUCGCCAAGACCAGUAAUAUAUCUGCAAAUUGCCAUCUGUGUGAAGAGUCUCCGCAGCUUGUCGGCUCCCUUGGGCAUGAUGCCGACUGGAACCAGAGGCCGCAGGACACUCCUCCCUCGGGUCUGGCCGACUUCCACAGGCUGUUUCAUUGGCUGUCAGAAACACUAGCAAAUGCACGCCAUUCUGAUGACUCCCUGACAGACACAGUCAACAAAGCCUUGGGGUUGAGUGCUGAUGAUGCUUAUGAAGAGCUGAGGCAGAAGCGCAAGGACGCACUGAACCCUGAUAAGAAAGAAUAUGAGCAGCCUGCUUGUGCAAAACCUGAAAAGGCACGUUUUAAGGGUACUCAGAGCUCACUGGUAGAAGCUGAUCCAUCAUCUCUGAGGUAUCCCUUCGCCGUUCCUGGCAGUGAAGUAGGCCCUAAGCAUAAACUGCCUCUGAAAGAAGAUCCAAAUUUAAUUAGCAUGGAUGAUUUUGGAAAUUGCACAGUGUGUCCUGAUAUUCUCAUUCAACACGCAUUCUGUAGACAGUCUAAGUCAAAUAUUGUUGAAGAGGCUGAAAUACAUUGGAAACUGAUUCCAAUCACAGGAGGGAGUGCGAGGAGCCCAGGGGACGCGCCGGGGAGACAUGGCGAGAGACGGACACCAGGUAUGAAAUCACCAGAGGCACAGCUGGUGUGCCUGCCGCCGCAGGAGGCCUUGCCUAACGAUCCCCGGGUAAUAAGUAGGCAGAGAAGUUCUGAUGACCAGUUUCCAUCCUCUCCAUUUACAGACACGCUAAGGGGCACCACCGAGGAGGACGCACAGACAGGGCAGGUGGUGCCAGCAGCAGAGCCGCCCGCAGCGUGCGAGACCACAGAAAGGACAGUGUUAGGGGAGUACAGUCUCUUUUCUAGGAAGGUAGAAGAGAUUUUGAAGCAAAAGAAUGUUUCCUAUGUCAGUCGAAUAUCCACUCCUGUCUUUUCAACACAAGAGAGGAUGAAACGGCUUUCUGAGUUCAUUUAUUCUAAGACUUCCAAAGCUGGUGUACAGGAGUUUGUGGACGGUUUGCAUGAGAAACUAAAUACUGUUAUUAUCAAAGCAUCAGCCACGGGUGGGGCUUUGCCACCAGUCAGUCCCAAUGACUCUGGUACUAAGAUAGCCCUGAAUCCUCCGGGAAGCCACGUCAUACCAGUUCCCCCAAGUGACGUCAGCAGUAAACACCUUGAGUCACUUGGUAGUGAUACCUUGAAAGAUACCAACUCUAGCGAGCAGCAUUCCUCUUCAACACUGGGUGUAACUGAAGUAGAAGAAAACGAGCCACCCCACGGCUCCGAGCUGGUGGUAACUUCAGAUCAUGCCACACCUGGUGACGGUGCCCGGGAACCAGCAGAAAGAGAAGCUACAAAGUCACCCAGCGAUGUAAACAUUUCUGCCCAGCCAGCGCUUUCUAAUUUUAUCAGCCAGUUAGAACCUGAAGUAUUUAACAGUUUGGUUAAAAUCAUGAAAGAUGUCCAGAAAAAUACUGUGAAAUUUUAUAUUCAUGAAGAAGAGGAGAGUGUGCUGUGUCAGGAGAUCAAGGAGUAUCUUAUCAAAUUAGGCAAUACAGAAUGUCAUCCAGAACAGUUCUUGGAAAGAAGAUCAAAAUUAGAUAAACUAUUGAUUAUUAUUCAAAAUGAAGACAUUGCAGGUUUCAUCCACAAGGUACCUGGCUUGGUGACUUUAAAGAAGCUCCCCUGCGUUAGUUUUGCUGGUGUUGACAGUCUGGAUGAUGUUAAAAAUCAUACAUACAAUGAAUUAUUUGUAUCUGGCGGCUUUAUUGUGUCUGAUGAAUCCAUUUUAAAUCCAGAAGUUACCACAAUCGAGAACCUUAAAAAUUUUUUGACAUUCCUUGAAGAACUUAGUACUCCGGAAGGAAAGUGGCAAUGGAAAGUGCACUGUAAAUUUCAGAAAAAACUAAAGGAGCUGGGCAGGUUGAACACCAAAGCUCUGAGUCUGCUGACUCUUCUGAGUGUCUAUCAGAAGAAACAUCUGGUUGAAAUGUUGUCGUACCACAAUUGUGAUUCACAAACGCGAAAUGCUCCAGAAUUGGAUUGCCUUAUCAGACUUCAGGCUCAGAACAUACAGCAACGGCACGUAGUUUUUCUGACAGAAAAGAGUAUCAAGAUGCUUUCCAGUUAUACAGAUAAUGGGAUAGUGGUUGCAACUACUGAAGACUUUAUGCAAAACUUUAAAAAUCUUGUGGGCUAUCACAACUCAGUCACAGAAGAAAACCUUCCACUGCUUGGUGCUAAUGAGAAUCUUGAGUCGCAGUCAGCUCUUUUAGAAAACGAAAAGGAUGAAGAGGAUAUGUCUCUGGAUUCAGGGGAUGAAAUCUCACAAAUAGAAGUAUGCAGCAAUUUUCAUUCAGAAAUAUUGGCGAAAGAGACCAAAGGAUCAUGUGGAACAGAUCAAAAAAAGAAUAUUCAAAUUGAGUUGCAGUCGUCUCUUGACGUGCAAAAAAGUUUAUUAGAAGAUAAGACUUAUCAGAUUGAUUCUGAAGAGAAAGCUCCUAGAGUACGCUCUGCAGGGGAGAACAGCAGUUCGACUGAGCAAGAUUCAUAUAGCAACUUCCAAGCUCAUCACAGGCAAUUAAAUAUGUCCCAUCAGUUUAGUCACUUUAAUGUUCUCACUCAUCAGACGUUUUUGGGGACACCGUAUGCCCUUUCACCAGGUCAGUCUCAAGAAAGUGAAAAUUACUUUUUAUCUGCUUAUACUCAAAGCAUGGAGAGAGAGAAAUCUCCAUCUCAAUUAAGUCGGGGCAAAAGUGAUUCUUCCAGGCCAUUUUCAAAAGACAAAUAAGUUAUGAAACUUUUCUGUUUCUUAUAAUUAAUAUUUCAUUCUCUAACAAAAGGUUUCUUGUCCUUUCUCUUCUUAUUUAAAUCAUGAUGGCCUGUAAGUUGAAGCAUCUGAAAAUUGAAAUAAAUAUAUAUAUUUUUAACAUAUAUUGUACUUGAAUUCUCAUGUUGGCACUUUUAGGUUUUAUGUUUAUGUCACCUGUAUUUCUGCUUCAAAUUGGAGCCAGUUUUAUAUACGGAACUGGAUAUUUGCAAAGGAAUAGGGGACAGCAUUGGCUUUACAUUUUUCUUCCUCUUAUGUCAGAAGAUGAUAGUAACUAACUGCUUCUGCAUUGAUAUUAACUGUUGUAUUUAUUUUAGCCUUUCUUGCAUAGUGUUUUUACGUAGGUAUAAGCCAGUGAUGUUAGUGACUCCGCAGGAGUUUGGCUCAAUACCUCAAGGUUCAUCUAACACAGUUUCACUUAGAUGAUAAAAACUAUGUACAUAGGACUUAAUACCAGGCAGCAUUAUUUUUUAUCUUUAGGCUUAGCCAUGUAAAAAUUGCCAGGUGCUAAAAUUUUGGUGAACCUAUUAUCUGAAAAUAUUUGGUAAUUAUGAUUUUUAGUGCUUGUGUGGUCUUUAACUUCAAUUUCAUAUUUCAAAAGAGGUUUCUGUUUAUUAAGGGCAUAACAACUUGGAAAAACUUCCUAAUAGAUUUUUAAAUUCACAGAUAGAUGUGGGUUUAAAGUUGAUCUCCACCAACAACUGCCUGUCCCUUACUAAUGCAAACUUGUAAAUGUUUUUUAUUGUAGAAACUGCAGUUUUCAAAGUCACAAAAAUUUCCAUGAGCCCAAACUGGGGGUUAUUUUAGUCACAGCUGGGAUGUGUUAAAUCAGACCUACCUUUUGGCACCUCAAAAGAACUUUUGGAGUUCUACCCUUUUAAAUCGUUUUAUAGAGCAAAGUUAAUGUGGUAUUUCAAUUAAUGAACUACAUAUUUUAAAAAGUGUGUAUGUAUAAGGAUGUUAACAGGUCAGAAACUCCAGACUGUGUCAAGGUAAGUAGAAUGUGUUUUUUUAUAUAGGGCUUAAUUACCCAGCUUGAAACAAGAGCAGAAAAAUAGGGUUUUUUUUUUUAAGUUUUUACAAAAAUGUCUUUUAUUGUAAAAAUUAUACACACAGCAUUUUACUAGAUAAGGUACAAGUUUUAAAUAAGCAUUUUAGAAAUCUAUUUGAAAACUACAGCUAAGCAACAAGAACAUUUUCUACAUUUAAAAUGAAGGACUAAAAUUCUCCUCUUGAUUUGCAGCUAAAGGCAUGAGAUUUGUUUCCAACUCCCUUUGCUUCUGGAGAAGGCCCUGAAAUCACAUUGAUAUGUUAUUAGUAAAGUGGGCAGCAGACUUGUAAAUUGUUCCUAUUUUACAUUUCUGUCAAUCCAGAAUUAUAUUUACUUUGAAAACAUGUAGUGAAUAAGCUCAGUUAUUUAAGGCCAUAACUGACAAAGCUUAUCUUAGAGCUUAUCUUAGCCCAGCAAUUCGUAUACUAGGUGUUCUUACUUGGAUAUUACCAUUAACUAAUGGGGUUGAGAUCUCCCUGUCCCCCAGAAGCUCUUAAGGGGACCACUGAAGAAGUCUGUCUGCCCUGUGCUGGGUUGUACUGGUUAACACAGGUCCCUGUGGAACAAGAUGUGUACAUAUUCCUUCCUCUUGACCUCUGGUCUCCACUCAGCUAGAAGGAAAGGAGCCUUGUCACCUCUAUUGUGUGGGCAACCAAAGAGCAUUCAGAAAACUAAACUAAAGGAGCUGCUUUUCUAGCUCUCUAGAAAGAUAAGCAAGCAACACUUGCAAUAACUGGAAGGGGCACCCCUAAAAUGGCAGAGGUUUUCCCUUCAAAUACAAAAAGCAGACUAACUGCAGAAACCAAUUUUGCAAGCAGCUAAAGCCAGCUGAUGGAAAAAAGUAUUAGGAAGUGUGUUACCUGAGCAAGCUAAUAAGAAGUCACUAUAGUCUGGGUAAGGUUAUGUGUAUAUUUCACACUAAAUUACAUGACUGUUCUGUUCAACAUUCAUCAUAAGAAGCAAGAGCUGCCUUACUAUGAAUUUAUUAAAGAGGCGUUAUGUAUUUUCUGGUUUUAGGGCCUUUACUGAUCAUGUUGUACCUGUUCAAAUGUAUGCAUUUUCCAUUCAAUAAAAUUUGUCCUAAUA
Manis pentadactyla (Chinese pangolin) is the source of this 7402-nucleotide messenger RNA. RefSeq names its product transcription activation suppressor (gene TASOR). Bases 232 to 5226 code for a protein of 1664 amino acids. The transcript is spliced from 24 exons. NCBI's taxonomy places the organism in Eukaryota, Metazoa, Chordata, Mammalia, Pholidota, Manidae. The record is from RefSeq and is a predicted model, not a curated record. Gene Ontology annotation, cellular component: nucleoplasm; heterochromatin. Gene Ontology annotation, molecular function: chromatin binding. Gene Ontology annotation, biological process: protein localization to heterochromatin; negative regulation of gene expression, epigenetic.